AUGGCGGCUAAUCCCGCAACCACAACAACCCCGAUAAGAAUUCUUAUUCCUCAACUUCUGUCCCCUUUUGGCGAUCAGCCCAAUCGUAACCAUAGUCACGGAGAUAGUUGCUACAACGAAGAACAUGACAAAUUAAAUCUACUUCCCGAAUAUGAGAUAAAAACUCAUUACCUAAUCCCAGCCCUCGCGUGGUCGGGAUUAAAUAGAAGGGAGAGAAGAAAUGCCCUCAGCAGUCAAUUCCUCAGGGGGCAAAAAAUAAUUUCCUCGGCAGUGCCGUUUAUUUUUUGGCGAUUAAUUGGCGAGUUUGUUGAACUACUGCCUGGAUUUUCUGUGGAUAUCUUCUGUGUCCUCUAUAUAUCUAAUCAAAGCCUCUUUAAUGAGAAAGUCUUAACUCUUUAUUUAUAA
Molecule: messenger RNA, 405 nt
Organism: Paraglomus occultum
Lineage: Eukaryota; Fungi; Glomeromycota; Glomeromycetes; Paraglomerales; Paraglomeraceae
Source: the annotation of a GenBank genome assembly